Molecule: messenger RNA, 4850 nt
Organism: Quercus robur (English oak)
Lineage: Eukaryota; Viridiplantae; Streptophyta; Magnoliopsida; Fagales; Fagaceae
Exons: 2
Coding region: 3989-4825 (278 amino acids)
Molecular function (GO): RNA-DNA hybrid ribonuclease activity; nucleic acid binding
Source: RefSeq, a predicted model, not a curated record
CAGACUCACAAGACUCACCACUAUUGUAGUAUUAUUUAUAACUUUUAACUUUAUUUAGAGAGAAAGAGAAAGAUGGAGUCAGGAGUCUAUCUCUCAUCUAUUUUUGGAUGUGGAGUCUCCCAUCUCUACCUCUCUUUCAAUUUUCUUCAUAACACAUAUGAUCAAAUCUAAGUUAAUCAACCAAGCAAUAGAGUUUUAGAUAUGAGAGGAAUAAAAUAUUCUCAUCCAAAAAAAAGAAAAAAGAGAUUAGAUAUAAUUACCAAGUUUGGACGGUGCUGUGGUUGAUUGGUGGUGGCUUCAAGCGUGGUGCACUAGUGCUAGUCAGCUUCUACUUCUGCUACACUGCUAUUCUGCUGAGUGCCGCUGCCCAACCCCUCAGGUCUAAGGUCUCCUGAGUUCUACCCUUAUUUUGUGGCGGAUGAUGACAUUGGGAAAUUCACAAUAAAAUUUGUUGAUGAUGUCUGAAUGUUCAACAAAACUCUUCAUUUUCUGUCAUCCUGCAAUUUGCUAAACAUUAACGAGCUUGCAUCUUUGAGGGAGGAGAAGAUUGGGGUAAGCUCCCUAGGGUCACCGUUUCAGAGGAUGACCUACUUACUGCCGUCAAAAGCACUUAUCUCUUAUAUAUAUAUAUAUAUAUAUAUAUAAAACUGAAAUUUCAAAGAUAAUGGAGGUGAUACCACAUGACACAAAAAAUAACAAUAAUAAUUAUUCUAUGAGAUUGGCUUCUAGAACACUGGUUAGUAAAGCCUACACGGUUACACCAAUUUGAGUUCCAAUCAUGAUUAUAAAUGACUUCUUUCCCUAAGGACAAUGUUGAUGGAUCUAAAGAAAAUGAAACCCUUUUUUACUAAUGGGUCGAUGAGUGAUAGUCUGUGCUUAAUUAAUAUGGUGAAUGAUGUGCUCAGGAAGAUUGAGAUUCGCCACAUAAAAAAUAAAUUCUAUGUUCAAUAAUUAUGAAAUUGAUUUAUGAACAAGCCUAAGUAAAAUAUAGAGUUUCAUCACUUGUAAAAUCAACAAAAGCUUUAAAUUAAAACAAUUUCAUAAGUUCUAAAUUUUAAUUUUUUUUUGGAGAAGGUUCUAAAUUUUAAUUGAUAACAUUAAAACUUUAAAAUCUAACGUUGUUCUAAUAACGUUGUUUGUAUUUUUUAAAAAUACUUAUGAGUGAAAAAAUGUGUGAAAAUACGUAUAAUAUUGUUUAAAAACUGAAAACUGUUGCUUAAAAUGCCAUACCAAACAGUCUCAUAAUUUCCAACCUAUAUUUAUUUAUUAAGUGUCCUUAGCACCCUUUUAGGAAGAGUUUUAUAACACAAUCGGACCACUUUUUAUAGGAUUUCAAGCCACUUUUAACCUUUUAUAUAUUAACUUCAUAUUUAUAUCAAUUUUUGCUAUUUUUCAAUGUAGGUAGAACUUCUUCAAAUCUUAAGGUGUGCCUAAAGCACCCAUUAACAAAAGCGGAUUAUUAAUUAGGGCAAGGCUUUAUACUAUGUACAAGAGAGAAGUCAAAUCCUAUUUCUUAUGCCAGAGGAUGCAAGAUAGCAGUCAUCUUUGCUCUUUGUUGGUUCAGCUCGCCUAGUGUAGGUAGGAUUUUUUUUAUUUUUUUAUAUUUUUUUAGAGAGUUUCAACUUAUGGCGUUCAAUUUUGAUGAUAAUUCUUUAUCAUCAGACCAAGACACCAAUCAGUUUUUUGUGUAAGCAGAGAUUGAACCCUAAAUCUCUUAUUCAACCAUCAAAGACUAUACCAAUUGAGCUAACUAGAACCUACAGUGUAGAUAGAAUUGAGAUCUCAUGAGAUGCGAGAGCUCUCACAUUGAUACUAAGAGUUAAAAAAUUAACUUUUAAUCUCAGUUUAUAUAUAUAUAUAUAUAUAUAUAUAUUAACUUUCUGAUUUUCUACCUUUUCAAAAUGAAGAAUUUGAUAUGUCCACUUCAGUAUACCAUAUAGUUUAAGGUCAAGUCAUAGAGUAAGAGGAUCACAAAUUUUCUUUCUUUCUUUCCUUUCUAUUAUUAUUAUUAUUUUGUCUUUCUCUUUCUUCUACGUUAUUGUGUUUUCUGGCCACAUCUUACACAAGUAAUACAGGGCACAAUUUUUUUCUUUUAAAUAGUCAUCACUUUCCUUAGCAAUAAUAACACACGUCAUCUCAAAGGUAGAACAAAUUAUAUAUCUUCUUGAACAAAUAAUCAGUGAGAGAUAUAUUUAUCAUAUGAGUAUGUGGUUAUCAUGAACCAACCUUGUGAGGUGAGCAAAAGUAGACAAACAUCCAUGAUCUACCAAACCAUCCCCAUCAAACACAAUAUGAACUUCCAUUCUCCAAUGGAAUCUCUAGUCAAGCUAGAAUUAUUAAUUUUAUCAUUGAAUAAUUUAUAAAUGCUACUUAAUUUUAUCUAUGAUCUACCAACCCAUGCAUCCCUCAUCAAACACAAUGUGAACUUCCAUUCUCCAAUGGAAUCUCUAGUCAAGCUAUAAUUAUUAAUUUUAUCUUUGAAUAAUUUAUAAAUGCUACUUAAUCAGUUAACCAAGAACAGACAAUUGGUGAUGAUGAUUUCAUAUUUGUAUUUAUUAUAACAAAUUCUCAAUACUUAAUUAGUUUUCGUACAAGCGGAACCAAAAAUAAAAUUAGAUUAAUUUUGAAGUGGUUUAACAUAGGUCUUGACUUAGACUCCUUUAAGAUAGGAAUAGUUAUAGGUAUGGGUAUUGCAAUUAUAAAUAUUCCUGUAGAACUUAAGCAUUCUCAUCCACUCAUGCAAAAAUAAAUGCAUUUUAUCUUAUCAAAAAGUCAAUUUAUCUAUUUUAUAUUACCAUUUUUACAACACACUCUACAUUUUAUUUUUUAUUUUACAAUAUAUUACAUUAAAAUAAUCUUAUUUCAAAGUUACAGUGAAAGAGAGAAGACAAAAAGUGAGACAAGCGAGGAGAGAGAAUAAAAAAAAGAAUAAAAUUAAAACCUUUGACACAAUACUAUAAUGAUUAUUUAUAUUUACAUAACCAUUGUAGCAAGUUGUAAAAAUAUAUAUAUGCAAAAUGUCUCAUUAGAUGUGAGGUAUUUUUGUGUAUCUUUUGUGAAUAACAUCAUGUAUUUUACAUUUUGAUGGCCUUUACAUUACCUAAUGAGAAUACUCUUUUGCUGUUCUCUCUCUCUCUCUCCCUCGUCCUUUUUAUAUGUAAUAGAUUAAAAAAAAAAAAAACACAUUGAAAGCAUGAACAAAGUAGAAUGACCAAAAAGGCAUUGUUACUCCCAAAAGAAUUCAUUGGAGGAGUUGGAGCAAACUCACUGAAUCUAAGAAAAUGGGGGGAAUGGGUUUUCGAGACCUUUGAUCCUUCAAUUUAGCCGUGUUGGGAAAGCAAGGGUGGAAAUUUAUACAAGAACAUUACUCACGAUGUACUAGUGCUUUAAGGCCAGAUAUUUCCCAUGAAGUCAGUUUUUGGAAGCCUCGGACUCACCUAACAGCUCCUAUGUGUGGAAGAGUAUCAUGGUAGCACAGCUGAUCUUAAACAAAUGGUGCUGUUGGAGGGUUGGUGAUGGAGCUGAAAUCAAGGUUUCAUCUAACAAGUGGAUCCCUAACCAUCCAACAAAUGGAGUGGUUCACCCUCCUGAUAAGAUAGGAAGAGACUGGUAUGUUUCUAAACUCAUUAACCCAGACCUGAAAUGGUGGAGAAGAGAUUUUAUCAUGGCACACUUUCACAAGGAUGAUGCAGAUGCUAUAUUGCGAUUACCAUUGAGUCACAGACAUGUCCCAAAUGCCAUAGUUUGGUUCCACAAUAAAAAGGGAGUAUACUCUAUAAAAUCUAGCUAUCAUGUGGCGAGACAGGUUUUCAAAACAGAGGAUUGGGUGGAAAGUUCCUCUGGGCCAAUCGGUUGUUAGGUAUGGCCUAAACUAUGGAAGCUUCAUGUGCCAAACAAAAUAAAAGUAUUUGCGUGGAGAGCUUGCCACAAUAUAUUGCCCACAUGUGAUAAUCUGUAUCGGAGGAAAAUUGUUGAGGAGGAAGUUUGUAUGCUCUGUUCAAGGGAGGUUGAAACAGGGGUCCAUGCCUUGUGGGAAUGUGCAGUAGCAAAAGAUGUAUGGUCGGUUAGUAUGAUCAGAAUACAAAAAUGUCAAGGGCAGCAGGAUGUUCUCCAUUUAUUUCAAAAGUUGUUGGGUAAACUCUCCAUAGCUGAGUUCGAAUUAUUUGUAGUUCAAACUUGGAUUAUUUGGAACCAAAGGAACACAGUGGUUUUUGGAGGUAAGCUUAAGGACCCGAAGUGGCUAAACAAACGGGAAAGAGAAUUAUUGGACAAUUUCCAUCACGCACAAGGUCAGCAAUGGAUUCCAAUAAGUUGCCCAGGUGACUCUGUUUGGCAUCCACCUCCAGAUUCUGCUUUCAAGCUGAACUAUGAUGCUGUGGUCUUCUUCGAUUUGAGUUGCUCAGGUGUUGGGGCGAUGAUUCGGAAUGAGAAGGGCGAGGUCAUGGCAGCAAUGUCAACAAGAGGUCCACAUGUUGUUGAUAGUGCAGUGGCCGAAGUAAUAGCAUGUAGAAGGGCAUUGGAGUUCGCGUGCGAGGCAGGAUUCACAGACUUGGUAGUGGAGGGAGAUAAUCUCAGUGUGAUGAAAUCGCUCGCUGCUUUUGAGACGGACCAUUCAUGGCUGGGUCAUAUCAUCCAAGAUGUCAAAUGGCUCACACGAGGUCUUCGAAAGGUGUCGUUCAACUAUGUGAGGAGAGCAGCUAAUUCUGUGGUGCAUGGGUUAGUGAGAUAUGCAAAAUAUGUACACGAAGACAUGUAUUGGAUAGAGGACAAUCCUCCUCUUGUGUUAGAAGCCCUGUAUUAUGAUUUUUCGCAAUUAAAUAAAUGAAAGUUUAUUCUGUUUUCAAAAAAAA